Rhododendron vialii is the source of this 1133-nucleotide messenger RNA. RefSeq lists its product as uncharacterized. The transcript is spliced from 2 exons. The coding region runs from base 427 to 858 and encodes 143 amino acids. The record is from RefSeq and is a predicted model, not a curated record. NCBI's taxonomy places the organism in Eukaryota, Viridiplantae, Streptophyta, Magnoliopsida, Ericales, Ericaceae.
CUUUGUCUGUCUCUGUCUACAAUACUUUCCCAUGUCUGUGUCUAGUUUCUAUAAUGUUUGGGUAAGCAGGCAGCUGUGAUUUAUAGUUUCAGUUUACUUAGGCUGGAAUCUUUCUUUCUUUGAUUGCAUCCAAACAUUGAAAUGCCAAAACUACUUAUGAUAGGAUUGUGUUGGCGCGAUAGAUGGAACCCACAUAGAAGCUUCGGUACCCAUCGAAAUGCAAAUUGCAUUUCGUGGAAGAAAAACCACGAAAACGCAAAAUGUAAUGGCUGUGUGUUCCUUUGACAUGAAGUUCAUAUUCGUGUACCCAGGUUGGGAAGGUAGCGCACACGACAGGCGUGUGUUCUUAGCAGCAGCCACGAAUCUGGCCUAUAUGUUCCCAUACCCACCAAUAAGUACUAUGUCGUCGAUUCUGGAUACACCAAUAUGGUAGGGUAUCUGGCUCCAUACAAAGGACAAAGAUAUCACAGAGACCAUUGGAAUGGGGCUAACACAAUAUUCGCCACACCACAGGAGCUAUUCAACUAUAAGCACUCGUCGUUGAGGAAUGUAAUCGAAAGAUGCUUUGGGGUGUUGAAAGCGAGGUUUCCAAUAUGGAAGUCAAUGCCAAACUAUAGCCUAGCUCGUCAGCCGUCGAUAGUUACGGCGUGUUGUGUUGUCCACAAUAUGAUCGUAAUCCACAAAGGGAGAGAUGAAUAUUUCGACGGCUAUAUGGAAGCGGACGAAUGGGAGGGAGAUAGUGAUGAUGGUGGUGGUGGUGCCGGCCAAGUAGAGCUUGUCAACACGUCUCUUCACAGUGUGCAAACGAUGGGAAAGAGGCGGGACGACAUGGCUAUUGCUAUGUGGGAUGCAUAUUGAAUUUCAUUCAUAAGCCUUGUGUGUUUAAUCGCAUUUGUAAUGUUGUACUAUAAAAUUGUACGGAUUGUAAUUUUAUUCGUAGGUAGGCCGUGGCUAACUAGUUAUGUUGUACUGAUCCUUUUUCCACAUCUUGGGAAUGUCAUAUUUCGCGGUACUGAGAAUCGCAAUUAGUAGUAUGAGAUUAUGGUGUUACUCAUGGUGGGAUUCUGUAUGUUUGGAGUUCACUAUGCUGGAUCUGUGAUGUUAUGAUAAUUGUUAACUUUAAUUUUGUUUUA